UGUACGAUAUUUAUGAAGGUCCGCGGAGAUCAAUUUUAGAAACACUCUCUUGCGAUACUGACAAGACGUGUACAGUAUUGGAGCGUGAAUAUAUUUGAAACUGCUUCGGCCUCGUAUCGGCACGCGCUGGCACCGUGGCUAGCAUAUAAUCUGAUACGGGUCAUAUCAGACAGCCGAAUACGAAUAAAAGCCCUCGUCACUCUCUCUCUCUAGUGAUGGCCUUAGCACAAACGGAUUAUUUCAGAACCCUGGCUCUGAAGGCUGCAAUGCUCGUGUAUGUGCUAUUAAUGCACGAGCUCGUCGUAAACGGCGACAGUACGCCGGCAGCCUCAAAAAAUGAGAACGCUGGCAGCGGCCAGCAUAGCGAAGACAGACAGACUACGCCAUCGAGUUCUAUUCUCGGUAACUACACCAAAUGGGCCGUCUCUACGGACGCUGCGCAGUGCGUAAAUGUCAGCAGGAACAUCUUCAACAAGGGCGGUAGCACUGCGGACGCUGCCAUUGCUACACUACUGUGCAUGGGAGUUGUCAUACCUCACUCUAUGGGCAUCGGCGGUGGUUUCAUAGCAACCGUAUAUAACCAGUCCUCCAGAGAAGCAAAGAUACUGAUCGCCCGAGAAAGAGCACCGGAGAAUGUGACGAAAGACUUGUUUGUUAACAAAACGUUUAAAAGCAUCAUAGGCGGCCUUGCGGUGGCUGUACCAGGAGAGCUGCGUGGCUACCACGAACUCCACAAAAUCUACGGAAAACUGAAUUGGUCUGACCUGUUCGAUGACGCCAUACUAUUCGCCAGAUGCGGAUUCCCUAUUGGAAAGCACCUCGCCGACGCGCUGAAAGCCGGAGAAAAAUACAAGUUUGAGCUGGCGAACAAAACGAGGCGAGCAUUCUGGAACAACCAGACGGGAAGAAUUCUUCACGAAGGGGAAACACUUAUCCAGGAAGAUUUGGCACAGACACUAGAGACUGUGCGCGAUCAGGGAGCUGACUACUUUUACACUGGGAACUUAUCCAAGCAGGUCGUGAAGGAGGUCCAAGAAAAUGGCAAGUUUUCUUUGCCAUUGGCAUUUCAUGCUUUAAGUUCAGUUAUAUACAUCGCCGAGCUCGAAGAGCUACCCAGAUUCAAGCACAGCGUAGUCAAAGAGCUCGACGUCUAUGUCUUGUUCAUCCUGAUUCUUAUGCACAAACGCGUAAACAGUCAACAUAAACGCAAUAUCCUGCAAUUUGUUAAAUUUGUUCACCGCAGGUUCACCGAGUCGUGCAAGUUUGGCUAUGCGAAGAGAGCUCUCCUAGGGGAUGCUGAAUUCGUCGAUCGCAAAGAGUUGAUCAAGAACAUGACAUCCAAGUGGUUCGCCAAUGAAGCAAAGUCAAAGAUCAACGACUCAUGCACUCACAAUGACCCUGAAUACUACGGCUUUGUCAAUGAAACCAUUGAACAGGACACGGGCACCGCACAUGCCACAUUCUGGGGGCAAGAUGGCAUCACAAUCAGCGUCUCCAGCACCAUAAACUAUUAUUUCGGCAGUCUGAUACGCACCCAGUCGGGAAUAUUGCUAAAUAAUGAGAUGGACGACUUUUCUACUCCUGGAAAGCCAAAUAUCUACGGAGUAGCUCCUUCAAAGUCAAACUUCAUCGCUCCAGGAAAGCGGCCUAUGUCGUCUAUGGCACCAAUGGUGCUAGUGAAUUCUGAAGGGGCAGUCCAGCUCGCCUUGGGAGGAACCGGUGGAUCCUUGAUCACUUCCGGAGUCGCUUUGGUGACUGUUCGGGCACUCUGGCAGAAUUACAACAUUAAAGAGGCCAUUGACAUGCCGAGAAUCCACCACCAGCUCCUCCCAAAUAACCUUAUGGUUGAACCUUCGUUCCCAGAGGAGGAUAGACAGGCGCUGCGAAAAUUUGGUCACAACGUUACAGAGCGUAAGGGAAGGUUCAACGUCAUACUGGGUCUCUGCGGACGAGAUGGACGCAUAUUUGCCAACUCCGACUACAGGAAAGGCGGUGCCGUGGACGGCGAAUAAAACGUUCAUACC
This is a messenger RNA of Dermacentor silvarum, 2024 nucleotides long. RefSeq names its product glutathione hydrolase 1 proenzyme-like. The coding region runs from base 216 to 2012 and encodes 598 amino acids. Gene Ontology annotation, molecular function: glutathione gamma-glutamate hydrolase. NCBI's taxonomy places the organism in Eukaryota, Metazoa, Arthropoda, Arachnida, Ixodida, Ixodidae. The record is from RefSeq and is a predicted model, not a curated record. The transcript is spliced from 13 exons. Gene Ontology annotation, cellular component: plasma membrane. Gene Ontology annotation, biological process: glutathione catabolic process.